Molecule: messenger RNA, 1107 nt
Organism: Tripterygium wilfordii
Lineage: Eukaryota; Viridiplantae; Streptophyta; Magnoliopsida; Celastrales; Celastraceae
Exons: 1
Coding region: 1-1107 (368 amino acids)
Source: RefSeq, a predicted model, not a curated record
AUGACAGAGGAGGCCCCCCUCCAGGAUCCAGCUUAUGAAGAGGAGGAGUUAGAAGCAUCUACAUUGCCCAGUUGUGUCAUUAGGAGGAUUCUCACGGACCAAGCACGAACCGCCAAUUCAGAUGAGCAAUGGCUACGCACAAGUAUUUUUCAUACUCGGGUUGAAUUUGGUACAGGAGCUCUAGAUGUCAUUAUUGAUAGUGGGAGUGGAAUGAAUGUGGUGGCUGAAGAUCUUGUGAACCGGAUGAGACUUAAAACGACUAAGCAUCCGACGCCCUAUCGUGUUAGUUGGGUGAAUGAUACGUCGAUACCCGUCAAGCUCCAAUGUUUACUCUCUUUUUCUCUAGGCCGGUAUAAAGAUUCAGUGUGCUGUGAUGUUCUCCCGAUGACAACUUGUCAACUUCUCCUUGGCCGGCCUUGGCUCUAUGAUCACGAUGUAUCAUACCAAGGGAGAGCUAACACGUAUUCCUUCAUUGAUAAGGGAUGCCGCAUCACUCUCAAACCUAUGAGACCAGAUAGCCUUAAAAUUCCCAGCAAUCCUGUCUCAUGUCCACCUAAAGAGCCUUGUCCUACUAAACCACAAGUCCUUACUAUGACCCAAUUUGAUGAAGCAUGUCAAGAAACUCAGUUGUGCCUCCUUGUGUUGGUCCAACCAGCCCAAUCCAAAAACACCAUUGACUUACCCCUUGACCCAGAAUUAUCCCAGCUUCUAAAAGAGCACGCUCACAUUAUGCCCAAGGACCUACCUGAUCACCUACCUCCCAUGCGUUCUAUCCAACAUGCCAUUGACAUUAUCCCUGGAUCCAGCUUACCCAACCUUCCCUCAUACAGGAUGAAUCCUAAGGAACAUGAUGAAUUACGACGGCAAGUGGAAGGUCUCCUGUCCAAAGGUUUUAUUAGGGAAAGUACUAGCCCUUGCGCCGUGCCCGCGCUCCUCACUCCCAAGAAAGAUGGCACGUGGCGCAUGUGUGUGGAUAGUCGGGCAAUCAACAAGCUCACUAUCAAAUAUCGGUUUCCUAUUCCUCGUAUUGAUGAUCUCACGGACCAGCUAUGUGGCGCACAAGUGUUUUCCAAGAUUGACCUUAAAAGUGGCUAUCAUCAAGUCUGA